CUUUUUUUUUUUCUCGGCCAUCAUGGAGUCGCUUGUAGAUUUUGUUCCCCAGUAUGUCUCCUCACAAGACUUUCAGGAUCAAGCGAUUCCUGGCCAAGAAACAAAAGCAGAAUCGUCCCAUUCCUCAGUGGAUUCGAAUGAAAACUGGUAAUAAAAUCCAGUACAACUCCAAGAGGAGACAUUGGAGAAGAACCAAGCUGGGUCUAUAAGGAGUCACACAUAAGAUGCACACACAUUUAUGCUGUAUCAAAGUCAUAUGCACUUACCAACUCACUAUAAACAUUGCUACUAUCUGGGUAAUUGGGUGUGUUUUAUUGAGGAAAUGAUUUUUAUGCCUCUGCUUUCGUCUGUUUAUUCAGUAAUAAAUAUGUGAAACCUUU
Manis pentadactyla (Chinese pangolin) is the source of this 380-nucleotide messenger RNA. Its product is annotated as 60S ribosomal protein L39-like. Gene Ontology annotation, biological process: translation. Gene Ontology annotation, molecular function: structural constituent of ribosome. Gene Ontology annotation, cellular component: ribosome; cytosolic large ribosomal subunit. The coding region runs from base 54 to 209 and encodes 51 amino acids. The transcript has a single exon. The record is from RefSeq and is a predicted model, not a curated record. Lineage: Eukaryota; Metazoa; Chordata; Mammalia; Pholidota; Manidae.